CGCGCCUGGCGCACACAGAUAUAAAACCCAGCGCGCACCAAGCGCCCAGAAAAGCAGAAGAGACGCCACGGAACAGCGCGCAGAUCUCCGUCUGAACCUCUGGGAAUUAUGCAUCCUAACUUGGUGAGCUGGCUGGGGACCCUGGGGUUCCUGCUGUGGGCGCUGCUCUGCCUGGGCGCCCUGACAGAGGGAUACCCGGUAAAACCGGAGAACCCCGGGGAGGACGCCCCAGCGGUGGAGCUGGCCAAGUACUACUCAGCCCUGAGACACUACAUCAACCUCAUCACAAGGCAGAGGUAUGGGAAAAGGUCCAGUUCUGAGUUCCUGGACACACUGAUCACAGAGCUGUUGAUGAAGGAAAGCACAGACACACUUCCACAGUCAAGAUAUGACCCAUCAUUGUGGUGAUGCUGUCACUGGUUUCAGCUCCACCUCACUGCCACCCCACCGCUGCUAACAUUCUAACCUCUACACAUUUGUCAUUUCAUAGCCAAAUGACCACCCUGCCUUUGCCCCUUUUACCUUUAUGAGCCACCACAUAUAUUCAGCCCCUCCUCCUUACCCAUUAGCUGCAGUACAGUAGUAGGUGCCAUAAAUCUGUAAAUAGUUUAUUCAGUUGUCUACUGUGAACCAUAAAAGUUGAAACAGUGGGGGGGGGGCAUGUUGAUUGUAUUGUAUAAUUGUGUUAUUAAAGAUUCAUUGUUUGA
This is a messenger RNA of Monopterus albus (swamp eel), 707 nucleotides long. RefSeq names its product neuropeptide Y (gene npy). Gene Ontology annotation, cellular component: extracellular region. The record is from RefSeq and is a predicted model, not a curated record. Bases 109 to 408 code for a protein of 99 amino acids. Gene Ontology annotation, biological process: feeding behavior; neuropeptide signaling pathway. Lineage: Eukaryota; Metazoa; Chordata; Actinopteri; Synbranchiformes; Synbranchidae. The transcript has 4 exons. Gene Ontology annotation, molecular function: neuropeptide hormone activity; neuropeptide Y receptor binding.